Molecule: messenger RNA, 1121 nt
Organism: Alligator sinensis (Chinese alligator)
Lineage: Eukaryota; Metazoa; Chordata; Crocodylia; Alligatoridae
Gene: CAPZA3
Product: capping actin protein of muscle Z-line subunit alpha 3
Exons: 2
Coding region: 160-1026 (288 amino acids)
Biological process (GO): barbed-end actin filament capping; actin cytoskeleton organization
Cellular component (GO): actin cortical patch; F-actin capping protein complex
Molecular function (GO): actin filament binding
Source: RefSeq, a predicted model, not a curated record
UCCGGCCCAGCAGCUUCAGCGUCUUGUCCAGGUCGAUCUUGCCGUGCCGGAACUCGUCCUCAAUCACCGACAGGAACCACGUGCAGCGGCGUUAAGGACUCCAACUGCGCAUGCGCGCCAGGCCAUGAGGAGCCGCUCCAGUACUACAGAAGUAAAACAAUGUCCAAAGAAUGUGAUUUACAUAAGAAAGAGAAAGUGUCAACCAUUUGCAACCUGCUGUAUCAGGCACCACCAGGUGAAUUUAGUAAUGUAUUUGAAGAUCUCCGUACUCUGGCCCAGGAUGAUGAGCUGAUGAGGCAGGAGGUUGCUCAGGUCUGUGCCCAUCACAAUAAGAACAACUUCACUACAGUCAGAAUAGAAGGAAGAAAUAUACUGGUGACUCGCUAUAAUGACUUAGGAGGAAAUCGCUUCUUUGGCCCUCAAAACAAAUUUUCUUUCAAAUUUGAUCACCUGAGUGAAACAGCAAGCAAAUUUCAGCUUCAUGGUGUGCUGUUAGAUGAGACAGAGUUAUGGAGAAGAGCCCUCAAUAGUGCUUUAAAGGCAUAUGUGAGCAGUUACUUCCCUUCGGGGGACUGCAGUGUGUUUAGAAAAACUUUGAAGAAUAGGCAGAUAUUUGUGGUUUGCAUUGUAGGUCACGAGUACAAAGCCCUGGGUUUCUGGAAUACCAUUUGGAAAUCGGAAUGGACUUUUGCCCUAUCUCCAGUUAUUACACAGGUCACAGGAAUCUAUCAUUUACAAAUACACUACUUUAAUUACGCUAAUCUUCACAUGACAGUGAGUAAGACAACUGAAGAAGUCUUGCAUGUUAUAGACCAAGCACAGUUGGCCAUGGAUUUUGUGAAACUCAUAAAAGCUGAAGAUAACAAUUUUCAGGUUGCCUUGAUAGAAAACUUACAAGCCUUGUCAGAAGAAACCUGGGGAAAAACUGUACGAAGACGACUACCAGUCACUAACACUGUCAUGAACUGGAAUAAGUUACUGACCAACCAGAACCUAGGGACCAGCAUUUCUAAAUGCAGAAUUUAAGUAAAUGUAUAGACCAAACAAAGCUAAUGAUUAUUGUGGACAACAGAUUUAUUUCUGGUUAAUUAAGGCAAAUAUAGAGACUUUCAUCACUAGAU